AUGCAGGCCACGGGAAGAGUCCGCACCGAGACGGUGUUCUCUGAAAGGAGCGUGAGAAAGUCGCUCCUGCUAUCAGCUGCUGCCGCCGGUGCGACCGCCUCUCGAUCGAAUGGUGCCGGCGUGCCGGAUAUAUACCGCGACAUGCUCGUGGCGGCGGAUAUAGCGCCGAGCGAGCCGGAAAGACCGCUCAAGAAACGGCGGCCGCCAGGAGCGCGCAGGCCGGAGCUUAGUGGACCAGGGCCUGCCUCGAAGGCGGCGGCAGCGGCGACGGCAGCUUCGAAGGGCCGGCGGGAACCACAGCGGAUUGAUGACAAGACCGGCGCUGGCGUUGCUGACAACGACAGCGACGAAUCAGACAGUGAUGAAAUCGAAUUCGAAGACGUCGCGCUCCCCGACCCCACGAUACAGACAAUGGAACGAGACUCAGACGAGGAGGAAGAUGAUGACGAAGAUGAGGAGCCGAUACAAUUUGAGGAUGUCGACCUUACGCUCAUGAACUCGUUUGGCCUGGGCGAUGUGCAAGAGGAGGAGAAGACACCGAAGGUGCUCGAGCUUGACCUUGCUGCGGCGCAGUCAAAACAGCGUCGACAGGUAGCGGAGCGGCGGAAGCCAAUCAAUAGGGAGGAGAAAGACCGGCGGAUAGUGGUGCAUAAGACGCACCUGCUCUGCCUGCUUGCCCACGUGUCGCAACGUAAUCGGUGGUGCAAUGACCCUGUCACGCAGAGGAAUCUGCGACCGCUUCUAAGCAGCAAGACGAUCGAUUACCUGAACCCCAGCACAGAACUGACGCAGUUUGGACGCACAAAUUCUCUCAAGCGGGGCCUCGAGGACGUCAUGACGAAGUUCAAGACACGAUACAAGAUCACCGAACGUGGUAUGCGAAGGGCCUUGUGGGCAGAGAAGGAAGAACAUCUCAAGAACUAUCAACUGCCAGACGACAUCGAGACACCUCCAGAGAAAAGCGACUUUCGAGAAAUGGCCACAACCCUUGAAGGCUCAAGAGACGUUGGUGCCCAGCUUUUCUGCGCCCUACUCCGCAGUGCCGGGGUCGAAGCCCGGCUCGUUUGUUCACUGCAGCCUUUGGCCUGCACGCCCGGUGCUCCCCCAAUGGGCAAGCCUCCCAAGAGCCGGGGCAGGUUAUCACUGGAAGAGCAGUAUGCGAGAAUACCGAAAUAUGACAGCUCUUUCGAGUCGCCUGUUGCAGCGCCGUCGCCUCUCUCGGCGCGGAGGCGGCUGGGUCAUCCGAAUGCUGCGGCGUUCAACGCGCCAGUCAUGACUGGUCCUGUUGCGUCGAGCUCAUCACUGGCACCCCAGAAGAUUCGAGAGUCGCCUUUCCCAAUAUACUGGGUCGAAGUCCUCGACGAGGCACACCAGAAAUGGCAACCUGUCGAUCCGAUCGUGACUGAAUCGUUCUGGCGCCCGCAGAAGCUGGAGCCGCCAGCCAAUGACCGCGAGAACUGCAUGACGUACGUCGUCGCCUUUGAGGCUGACGGGACGGCCAGGGACGUUACCAGGCGAUAUGCCAAGGCCUACAAUGCAAAGACGCGCAAGAUGAGGGUGGAAAGCGUUGGCGAUAGGGGUGAUCGGUGGUGGAGGAAGGCAUUGCGAGCAUACUCACGCGACUAUGCCACGGACAUGGACCAGAUCGAGAGCAACGAGCUGAACAACUUAGAAGCCAGGGAACCCAUGCCUCGCAAUGUCGCUGACUUCAAGGACCAUCCCGUCUACGCAUUGGAGCGACACCUGCGACGCAACGAAGUCUUGGUUCCUGGAGCCUCGGCAGCUGGAACUGUCGGGGCUGGUAGCACCGGGCCGCUCGAAAAGAUAUAUCGGCGCAGAGAUGUGCGGGUAGCGCGAACCCGGGAGAAGUGGUACCGCAUGGGGAGGACAAUUCGCGAGAACGAGAUACCGGUCAAGUUUGUGCCGAAGAGAGUUCGAAAAGAUAAUCUAUUUGGCGGCGACGACGACGACGACGACGACGACGACGACGACGAGAGCCGUAUGGAUGAUACCGGGGCCGCGGCCGGCAAUCCCCUGUACACGAUCGAGCAGACUGAGCUGUACAAAGCCCCCCCUGUGGUGGACGGUAGGGUCCCAAAGAACCGCUUCGGUAAUCUUGACGUCUAUGUCCCGAGCAUGGUGCCUGAGGGCGGUGCCUACGUCGCCGACGAGUAUGGGGCGCGGGCUGCGUUUAUGCUGGGGAUUGACUACGCCCCAGCAUUGACCGGCUUCCAGUUUCGCGGCAGACAAGGCACGGCUGUUCUGCAUGGCGUUGUUGUGCCCGCCGAGAACGAGGACGCCGUCCGCGCGGUGAUUGAAGGGCUCAAAGACGAGGAGGCCGAAUUUGCGCGGGCAAUGCGAUCUCGCGAGGUGCUAAGGGCGUGGAAGCGCAUGCUCAUGAACCUCCGGCGCAUCUGGGCCGGGGUGGGAUCUGACGAUGACGAGGAGGAGGCACAGCAAGCCAGCAAGUCACAGCAUAAUGAUUACGGUCACGAUAUGGCGGUCGACGGACACGACGUUGGGGACGCCGAGGCAGACGAGGAUGAUGAUACCCAAGGUGGCUUUAUGCGGGAAGCACCGAGUAGCAAUGGCCAUGGAGAGGGCGAGCAGCAGGAUCUGGAGGUGGAUCUUGCGGCCGACAGCGACGAGGAAGAAGGCGGAGGCUUCAUGAUUGACGACGACUACGCUGGUGGUUUCAUCGUGGAGUAA
Messenger RNA from Microdochium trichocladiopsis, 2709 nucleotides. RefSeq lists its product as uncharacterized. Gene Ontology annotation, cellular component: cytoplasm; XPC complex; nucleotide-excision repair factor 2 complex. The transcript has 4 exons. Gene Ontology annotation, molecular function: damaged DNA binding; single-stranded DNA binding. The record is from RefSeq and is a predicted model, not a curated record. Bases 1 to 2709 code for a protein of 902 amino acids. Gene Ontology annotation, biological process: nucleotide-excision repair; mismatch repair. Lineage: Eukaryota; Fungi; Ascomycota; Sordariomycetes; Xylariales; Microdochiaceae.